Molecule: messenger RNA, 2838 nt
Organism: Phytomonas sp. Hart1
Lineage: Eukaryota; Euglenozoa; Kinetoplastea; Trypanosomatida; Trypanosomatidae
Source: the annotation of a GenBank genome assembly
AUGAAUUCUGGUUCACUUCUAGUUGCGGUAGAUUACACGCGCCACGAUCUUUUUGUAAUCUCCUCAAAUGUGUUCAUCGAGACUGUGGUUAGACCGCUCUACCCUGGGGCACUUCCAUCAGUUUUGCCGCUUCGCCUAGCAAAGGCUGACAGAAGUGUCGUUUUUGUGGGCUGCCUAGCACAUCGGCCUCAUCAGCAAGGCAAGCAGAAACUUUUUCUUUCACACAACUUGGCGAGCGACCUCGGAUUGCACGAGAAUGAUCAAGUUGACUGCACACCACUGCUCAACAUCCCCCGCGCAACGAAAGUUUUUGUAUCCCCGCUCACCGUGGAUGACAGCGAAGUGGUAGAACAAAAUGCCUUGCGCAUUGAAAACCAGCUUCUUCAAAACGUGCAGGUGGUCUUUCCCAAAAUGGUCAUCACGGCAACCAUCUAUGCCGGUGCGCACGCAAAAGUUAUCGUACAAAAGAUCGAGGAAGGCGAAGGAAUGGAAAUCACACAGGGAUGUGCCUCAAUGUUCGAGGGCACAAACUUCAUCGUAGCCGUCCGUCCUCGCCAAGACUCAAGCGAGGCAAAUAAGGAGGUGCUGCAGAGACCACGAUGGGGCUUCUUUCGCUGCAGCCCAAUGCUCGAAAGCGCUAAUCUGGGUAGCAAAGGUGUCCAUCAAACGGAAGGCAAUGCCUCGCAAUGGGUGAUCUCGGUCCAUCCAAACACCGCAAAAUCCCUCUACUGGAUGAAUCAGGAGCAUCUCAAGUUCAGCGCGCUUGAUCUUCAGACGUUAUCCACGCUGGAGGACGCCAAACUAACCCCGUCCUUUUUGCGAGCUAACAUGGGAAAGGCUCGUGUGGUUCUUGAUGAAUCGGCCCCGCAUGAUGAACGGGUGGCGAUAGCGCACGCCUCGUUUGUGGAUCAGACGACGACCGUGUUGGUGAUCCCGGAGGAGGCCGCUAGCGGGUCUGCCGAAAAGGAAGACGCGACCGCGCACCCUGCCGACGUUGUGCCAAAGGAAUCGCCCGAAACGUCGCCACCCUGCUCCGCGCUGCCCUUGUCGGAGGCGAGUUUAAGCAUAGAAAAACUUAGCGAGGUGCACGGAGACGUGCCUUGUGAGUUGCUGGAGCACCUUCGCUACACCUUUGAGCGCACCCAAUGGACGGGCGGAAAUGUUCUCCUGUGCGGCAGCAAAGGCUGCGGCAAAAGCACGUUGGUUUCGUGCGUCCUGAAGGUACUCCCGACGGUGCACACGGUCGUUGUGGAGUGCACCGCCGGCAAGCAGUUGCUCCCCAAGUUGCGUGCGGCCCUGGUUGAGUGUGUUCUGUGUGCCCCCUCCGUGCUGGUUUUGGACGAUUUUGACACCAUUGCCCCAGAGCAAAAAGAUGGCAACGUGCAAGCGAUGACUGCGGUUACGAAGGCCACCCUGGAGGCCUUCCUCACGACAAGCUCAACCCUUUUGUCUACUGCUGCAUGCAAACAUGUAGUUAUUGUGGCCACCUGUACCCACCGCGAGUCAAUAAAUAGCUGCUUUCGCUCGGCGGCGUUCUUUGAAAAGUUUAUUGUUCUCAACACCCUCAACAGGAACACUCGCCGUCUCAUGCUGAAACAACUUUUCCAAAAAGUGACGGACAAGGAUCUGGGCAAGAUGGCGGCGCUGAUGGAUAACUACACCCCUUUUGAUAUUACGCAAGUGUCGCUGAGAAUCAAGAGCAAGCUUGACUCCGUAGGCUCUAAGGAAGGAGAUGGGUCCUUCCUGGAGCAUGUGGAAUAUGCGGUUUCCACUUUCACGCCCCUCGCACACACCGACAUCAAAUUUCUGAAAGGUGAGAAGCUCAACUGGGCGAGCAUUGGUGGCCUCUCUGAAGCUAAGAAGGUUUUAUAUGAUACGCUCAUUUUGCCAAUGAGGCAUCCGAAUCUGUUCGCCCGUCUCCCACUCAAAACACGUAAUGGCAUCCUGCUUUAUGGAGCGUCGGGCUGUGGCAAGACGUUCAUUGUAGAAGCUCUGGUGAACGCGGAAAAUAUCAACUGCAUCGUUGUGAACGGACCUGAGGUGUUUGGUAAGUACAUUGGACAGAGUGAGCAAAAAAUUCGUGAUGUCUUUGAACGCGCCCAGGCGGCGGCACCGUGCGUUGUAUUUUUUGACGAGUUUGAUUCAAUAGCACCCCAGCGUGGGAUAGACAACUCAGGUGUGACGGACCGUGUGGUGAAUCAACUUCUGUGCUAUUUGGAUGGCGUUGAGGGGCGCAAGGACGUGUAUGUGGUCGCCGCGUCGAGUCGGCCUGACUUGAUCGACGCAGCACUGCUGCGUCCCGGGCGAUUGGAUAAGGCAGUGUUCUGCGCCAUUCCAUCCCACUCUGAUAGAUUUUCUAUUCUAAAAAAUCUAUUCGAAAAACUGUCCGUCACGUUUGACGACACAACACUCAAUCACUUUGCCGAGCUUACAGUCAACUGGACCCCGGCCGACCUGGCUGCUAUGGUGUCAACAGCAAACUCCUUCGUGAGCCAGCGUAUAAUUGCGACCCUAAGCGCCAACGCCGCGGCGGCCGAUGAUGAACUACAGGAAUCUGAUGGUUCAAACGCGUUCUUUAUAGCACAUGUAGGUCCAAACACCUCUCGUGACAAGGUGGUUGAUUCGAUCAGACGCUCAAUCCAGGGGCAGCGAAAUUUGGCCUCCCAUCUCAAUAUCAAGGAGGUGUUGUCGAGCAAGGACGUCCUCGAAGCCAUUGAGUCUACUCGGCCGUCUCUUUCAGAAAGAGACAUCCUCAAGCAGAAGAGGAUUCAUGAUAUUUUCAGUAAAAAAGCGCCUACACCAGUGGUGGAAGCUGGAACCAAAUUAACUUAUUACUAA